AUGCUCAUAUUAAGGUUUCAAUACGUAGAUCAAUCUAUAAAAGCAACAGAAUCCAACGGAGCAAAAAGUCAGUCAACAUUUGACAAUGCGAUAAUUGGUCAACCAUCCAUUUCGUGUCAACGUGACCGAAUUGUGAUCGAAGUGAUCACAGAACGGCUAUUCACUGGAAAAGUGUUCGUCAAAGGAGACUACGCGAAUCCGCAAUGCACAAAAACCUUUCGGAAUGGAGUAGUGACCAGUGACAAGCCUCUCGAGGAACCAUUUCUUGGAACGGUCAAAAAGUCGAGAGAGCCGUAUGUGGAGGAUCAAAGGUCAACUACGAAAACUCUUUCUGAUGGAAGAGAGCCGAUUUUUGAAUUAGAUUCGACCACUGAGCCGAGGAAAACAUUCGAAACUCAUGAAAAUGAGCUUCCUCCGAAUAUAGCGGCAGCAUUCCUGUUGCCUCGACGGAACCUGACGGCGGAAUCUUUAAAAUCUGAUUCAGAUGAGGGAGAAUGGCAAGGAAUAGGAGGAGUUUCGACGGGCGGAAACGCAGUUUUUGGAGGAACUCGUGGAGAAGAGUUGAGAGUUUUCGGAAAAGGAGGAGGUUCUUCUGCAACACCAAGGGGACGACCAGCAACAACUGCAUCACCCUUAGCAUCCUCAAACUGCCCACCUCCAACAACAUGUGCGCCUUGUGUUUGUGAAGAAAGACGAACUCGUCGAGCUACAAAUUCAAUCCGUUUGGAAGUUCCUCUCAAUUCCUGUAAUACAAAACGUGACAGGAAGUUAAAUCCUCCAUCUGUGGUCGUAUCCUUGAUUGCUGUCGUUUCGUUCCAUGACAGUUUUAUCACAAAGUUGGACAAAGCGUAUCAUAUCCAAUGCGCUUAUGCCGAAGCUGAGAAGACAGUCAGUACGGAUUUGGACGUCAACAUGAACGAUGAACACGAAAUCAACGGAACCAUGGAACCCCCAUCAUGUGAUUAUCUAAUCUCUGAUAGCAAUGGUAACUCUGUUCAAAAUAGUCUCGUCGGAGAACUUGUUCGACAUCAAUGGACAUGUAAAGGAGGAAUGGCUAGUAAAUUGAAAAUGCUCAUCCAUCAAUGUUUUGUGAAAGAUGGAGCAGGACAACAGUUCGAAGUGAUUGAUGAACAUGGAUGUACUCUCGAUCGGCUGAUGCUUCAGACGCCAACCUAUUCAGCAGACGGGAUGACUGCCCAAGUGGAUGCCUACAUCUUCAAGUUCCCUGAUAGAUCAACGGUUGAUUUUAGAUGCACUAUAACUUUUUGUUCGGUGGAUGAUGCGGAGUGUCUUGAAAUGACGCCACCAAAAUGCAAUCUAAGCAACAAUUCGCUUCGAAGAAAGAGAUCUACGAAGGGAUUGUCAUCCAUGUCACUUCACGCCAACAGUCUUACUGUAUUUGAUAUAGAUUCUUCAAAAUCGGAUAACAGUCAACUGCUUCAUUCCUCUUCCUUCCUUCGAAGCUCACUGAAGGAUUACGAACAAACUUUCUGCGUUUCUGUAGCUAGUUUUGGAAUUUUGAUAUCUGCCUCAACAUUCUUCGCAACUAUUUCUAUUGCUGUCAUUGUCAGCUACUUCGUUCUUCGUUUUAAUCAUAAGUUACUAAUUGUCAAUUAA
Molecule: messenger RNA, 1617 nt
Organism: Caenorhabditis briggsae
Lineage: Eukaryota; Metazoa; Nematoda; Chromadorea; Rhabditida; Rhabditidae
Exons: 7
Coding region: 1-1617 (538 amino acids)
Source: RefSeq, a predicted model, not a curated record